GCUGUGAUUGUUGGCGUUCACGCGCGCAUUUCACAAAUUAUUAAGAUUUAGUCUUAUUGCUUAUUAUUUAGAAUUUGCCAAAAUGCAGUGUCCCAGCAGUCCCAUAUAUAAUACAAGUGUUGAACAAAAACGGCAUGCGCAAAGUGUUGCCAGACAACAACGUCUAGGCAUGCCAAAGCUGCGAGAGCUGUUAAGAGAGAAAUGCCGCAUUCGCAUUUUGAAUGCACGCAAGGACUGCGUCGAUGGAAAUCGUAAAGUGCAACUGUCGGAGCUUGAAGCCAUUUUACGAUUAGAGCUGAAAGAAUUGGAUCAAGACUUGGAAUUGGAGCAACAUGUCUAUGAGGAGCUGCUCUCUGAUGUCAAUGAAUGGUAUGCCCUUCAAGAACAGCACUUGGAAGCACUGUACAUUGAGCCGGACACCGAUCCCAAAGAUCUUGACUUGAUUUGUCCUGUGUGCUUGAUAAAAUCGUUGCAACGCUUUAAAUCUCUUUACACAUGCAAAUGUGGUGCACGAUUUGAGCAUGCAGCCGAUAAGAUACAAUUGCAGCAAUUGAUUAAACAGAAAGUGAACGACCACGAAUUAAGCUGCACCCAGGCGCUCCGGUUCUUCAUAGAAUCACAGCCCACGGGCAACCUCUUAUUUGCCAUUUGUGGCAGCUGUGAUUUUUGUUGCUCAAUUUAAAUAGCUACAACUCUUAUUGUGCUGGCUGCGACCAGUUUUAAAAU
Messenger RNA from Drosophila hydei, 726 nucleotides. It is a transcript of the gene Ripalpha, whose product is annotated as RIP-like protein. Gene Ontology annotation, cellular component: nucleus. Gene Ontology annotation, biological process: protein import into nucleus. NCBI's taxonomy places the organism in Eukaryota, Metazoa, Arthropoda, Insecta, Diptera, Drosophilidae. The record is from RefSeq and is a predicted model, not a curated record. The transcript is spliced from 3 exons. The coding region runs from base 83 to 682 and encodes 199 amino acids.